CACUCCCUGCCCUGCCCCCUGAGCAACACGGGCAGGGGGUGGGUGUGUACGGUUGGGUUUCCCUGACUAUUUAAGCAGAUUCCAACAGAUGGCCGAGAGAAAUUUUCCUCUGAGGGGGUCACGUUGCUCUCUCUCUCCUAGCUUCCGGUCUCCUUUUCAACGGAUCUGACUACUCCUUAUUUUCUAUCCCCUUUAACUAAAAACACUUCUAACACCUGGUACCAGCAGCUUCUCAACUGUAGGAGAGGCAAACUUAGAUCUUCACGGUUUUCCAUUUUUUUUCUGGCAAUUGUGCUUGCCAAAGUCCAGAAAGUUUUUGUCUUCCCCAGCCUUUCCCCACUGUGGGAUACCAGUCAUCCGCUCCUUCACCCGGCUAGGACGGCGGAGUAAACCAUGCCCUCCGACUUUCUAACGCCUUUCUUGGAACUGGAUGAGGAAUUCUUUAAGAAUUUCCGUGGCCUGGAGGCGACAGAUGGCUCGUCAACCGGCUCACAGCCGCAACGGACACAGCACAGUCAGAGAGUCGUGGGCUUCCAGCGUCGCCAUUCUCUGUGCCCCGUGACCCUCCCUAACUCCAAGUUUAACAACAACAACAGCAGCAGCAGCAGCUCUGAGGUGACUGACGCGGCAGCCGGCUGGGGCCUCAACGUGGCCCCCAGCCAGGGGUGGAGCGGAGAAAGUCAGCUUCCCCGCUCCACACUCAGCCACAUUCCCUUCAGGGUUGACCGAUCGGUCAGCAUGAUCGAGGGCAACGUCAGCGGCUCAGUAGGCAGAGACGACCAGAUGGCUAAUGUGUCCCCGAAAGUGCUGCUCCCGCCGCCGGGCUUCUCCCUCAGCAACGCCUCCUUCACCUCCCUCGCAUCCCCCUCGGCCUCCAGGCCUCUUGCCCCCUCGCCUCACAUCUCCACCCGGUACAAGACCGAGCUCUGCCGCACUUUCGAAGAGAGCGGGAUCUGCAAGUACGGCGCCAAGUGCCAGUUCGCCCACGGCAUGGAUGAGAUGAGAGGCCUCAGCAGGCACCCAAAGUACAAGACGGAGCCGUGCCGCACAUUCCACACCAUAGGCUUCUGCCCGUACGGGGCCCGGUGCCACUUCAUCCACAACGCCGACGAGGUCCUAGGAAACAACGCAAGCGCACCCCCGCAAAAGAUGAGGCCUCCUCUGCUGCGCCACAGCCUCAGCUUUGCAGGGUUCUCCUCCUCUAUGCAGACUUUCCAACCAGUUGAGGAGUUGCAGCCGUCCUCGUUCCUCUUCACCCGGGCCUCUUCCGUCUCCCCUGCUCCGUCCUCCACGGGGAGCCCAGAGCUCCUUUCCCCUCUCUUCCCCGAGCCGGGGGCCCUAAAGCAUUGUCAUUACCCUUUCUCCGGAAUCCCCACCUUGACCGACGACGGCGGCGAUUCUGCUCUGCGGUUCUACGCCAUUAAGGAAUCUGUGGGCACUAGGUGUUCUUCCUCCGCUUUCCCCUCUAAAAACCAGAACCUGGCGUACCACCUUCCCCAGCAACUGCCGGUGUCCCUGAGCGGCCUGGCCGGCCUCCAACGCUGCUCCUCGGCCGACUCCCUCUCUGAGGAAGGCUACACCUCCUCCUGCUCUCUCAGCUCUUCCUCCAGCGGCACAGACUCGCCGAGCUUCGAGGGCCGUCGCCUGCCCAUAUUCAGCCGGCUGUCUGUUACAGACGAGUAGGGAAGGGUUUUACUGUGGGGCUGGAUUUUCCCGGGGUGUAGGCGGUCCAGUUAUUAUGUUGAUGUGACAAGGUACUGGUGUCGGCUUUUGUGGCCAGUCUAGAAACACCAGUCACAAUGGAUCAAAGCAUUAGGUAUUCAGCUCCUUCCUAAAUCCAGCCAGGUAAACGUACCUAACUUUGUGCAUAUUGCAUUCCUCAUCCAAGCAGUUGUAGCGCUGCUCAGUGUUUGUCCAGUUUUAGCUGACUUCUUUUUUGGUUGCUUUUUUUAAUUGUUUUUUUUGCCAUUGUUACUGCUGUAUACUGUUGUAUACCCAUUUUAGAGAAUAUUUUGAGGGUACAUUGGGGAGCUUGGCAAUGACGCCAAUACGUUAUUCAGUUCCAUGUGAGAAUUUUCCUUUGCCCUAAAUUGAGAAGCAUUAUGAGAUGAAUGCUGUUUGCCCUAUGUAUGACUGGUGUGUUAUCCACCUUUUGUUUUUAAUAUAGCCAUGUUGUUUUUUAACAGAUCUUAUUUUUACUCCUUACAGUUUAUAGUGACCCUAGCCAGCAACACUUCUUCAGUUGUAUUAAGGCUUUCCAAAUGUGUCAAACCAGCUUCUUAUAAUUGGUUGAAUGGUUGUAGCCACGUGAUUGUAUUUGUCAGCCAUUUUUACUGCCUGUCAAGGAUUGAGCUGAACUGCCUUAUAGCAAACAAAAUGUCUAAGCGGCCCACUGACUCUCUCUAGUUACCAAAGUUGAUGUUAGAGUUCCCCCUAACCCUCUAGAACUGUUAACGCCUAGCCUAGUCUUUAACCACAGGGUUAUGAUGACUGUUAUACCAUCACACUUUUGAAGACUUAUUUAUUGCUUUUUUGUAUAAUUCGUUGAGUUUGUGGUUAUUUUUAUGCAUUGUUUUAUAUAUCAGAUACAUUAUGCUUUACUUAUGCAUUCAUGAUGUCUAUCUGCUUGUUUUUGAGGCUAUCUAGAAGCUUUAAGAAGGCUCGCGGACAGGAGAGGGGAAAGGAGAAAGAGAAACAUUUUUGGCAUUCUAUAUGUACUUAUGUUGCCUUAUUGGCUAUCAGGCCUGGCAGAAAUCAGGACUCGCUGAGUUCUCACACGGACAGCAGCUCCACGAAUUAGGGCCCUGCAGACCCACCAGGUCCGUCUGCUGUCGUUGUGAUCAUCCGGCGAGUCCACUCUCCUCUCCACGAAGCCUCCAAUCUCUGACUGUAAUUACCUUUUUGUUAAGUGCUGUUAUCUAAAUGUAAAGCAAAAUGCGGGGGAUACAGGGGCUCAAAACACAUUCAUGGCCUUGACGUAAAUCCGCACCUACGCAGCUAUCAAAAGAAAUGUGUAUGUUAAAAUUUCUAUUAUCCAUUGCACAUGUUCCUGUCAUUGGGACUGCUGUACUACUACCCUGUGGUCGUUGUGUGUGGAGAUCCCUGUGCGCCAACUUCUUGUUGACAGGUAACCUUUGUUUAUUGUUGACUUCUGUGAUUUGGAGUUGCCUAGAUGAAAAUGUGUUUAUUGGUUGGCUUCUGUUGCACGCCAGCCAGCUAGUUUUGCUAGCUAACUCUCCGAAUGAAGUCAAGCAAGUUUGAAUGAAACAGGCAAUAUCGACAUUUCUUGUUUUUUGUCAAGACGACAACUCAACCUGCCCCAAGGAGUCCGGAGACGCUUCUUGUUGUAGUUUAUUGUUAGCUUGACCCGGCAGCAAGCCGUUUUUUUGUAACUUUUGUUAACUUAAAGCCUUAUUUAUUUUUUUGUUUUUCGAAGCGAAACCUAUAUUGUGGUGUCUGAUAUCUUAUUUUCUUUUGUUUUAUUUUACAUAAUUUACAACAAUAAUUUAUAGUGCAUUUAUUGUUUACAUUCCAUGAGUUAUGUUGAUAUCCUAGCUCUUUAUCUUAAUA
This is a messenger RNA of Pungitius pungitius (ninespine stickleback), 3570 nucleotides long. RefSeq names its product mRNA decay activator protein ZFP36L1-like. The coding region runs from base 394 to 1683 and encodes 429 amino acids. The transcript has 2 exons. Gene Ontology annotation, molecular function: metal ion binding; mRNA binding. Lineage: Eukaryota; Metazoa; Chordata; Actinopteri; Perciformes; Gasterosteidae. The record is from RefSeq and is a predicted model, not a curated record.